Messenger RNA from Sorghum bicolor (sorghum), 2208 nucleotides. Its product is annotated as seed biotin-containing protein SBP65. The transcript has 2 exons. Bases 149 to 1900 code for a protein of 583 amino acids. Lineage: Eukaryota; Viridiplantae; Streptophyta; Magnoliopsida; Poales; Poaceae. The record is from RefSeq and is a predicted model, not a curated record.
CUACAACGAUCGGCGGCCGCGAUUUUAAGCUGUUUACCACGCCGGCGGAGCAGACUACAGUGAAGAGAGUGCUCGCUAGUCGCUAUACUCGCAAUCGCAAGAUAGCUCACUUUUUCGUGGUACAACCAAGCUGACGCGUGGUCACCAGAUGCGACACCGACACGUCGCCGCCGCCAUGAUGAACGUCGUGGCCAUCGGGCUCGUCCUCUCCACUCUGGCGGCCGCGGGGGUCUGGUCCCCCGCGCCGCCGCCGACGCCACCCGCGGCCCAUCAUCACGGUGACCACGUCGUCCGGGAGGGACGACGCGUGGUCAUCGUGGAGUACGAGCGCGAGCUCCCGCUCUCGACCGAGGACGGCGGCACCGUCAAGGUCAAGGAGACGCGCGUCCUGCCCCCGGACGCGCUCGACGGCGUCGAGGGCGACGGCGGGGUCUUCGACGAGGCUAGGGGCGUCGUCUCUGACGCGGCCGGCAAGGUGGCCGGCGCCGCGGAGGAGGGCAAGGAGAGGCUGUCCGACGCCAAGGAGAGCGCCAAGGGCGGUGUCCUCGGCGCGGUCAAGCGGUGCAAGGAUAGACUCUGCGGCGCCGGCAGGAAAGUAGAGGAGGGAGCCAAGGACGCGGCGUACCGCGUCGAGCACGGCGCGGAGGACGCGGCGAGGGGCGCCGUGGAGGUGGUCUCGGAUGUCAAGGACAGCGCCGAGAGCAAGGCGUUCUACGCCGCGGAGAAGGGUAAGGAUACGAUCAAGAGCGCCAAGGACAAGGCGUCGGACGCCGCGCAUCAAGGGAAGGAGGCCGUGAGGAGCGCCAAGGACAAGGCGUUCGACGCCGCGCAUCAGGGGAAGGAGACCGUGGAGAACGCCAAGGGCAAGGUCUCCGAAGCCGCCGGCAAAGCGAAGGAGAAGGCAUCCGACAUCCAGCAGGGAGCAGCCGAAGCGGCGAAGGCUGCCAAAGAGAAGGCGUCCGAGGCGGCCAGGCACGCCAAGGAGACCGUCCGGAGCGCCAGGGACAGCGUCUCCGAGAUCGCGCAGAGAGCCGAGGAGCGCGCGGAGGACGCCGCCGAGCGCGCGGCGGACAGGGCCGCGGAGGCCGAGGAGGAAGUGAAGGCGAAGGCCGCCGAGGUGCGCAAGAACCUGACGGACAUCGCGCGUCGGGCGCGGGACGUGGCGUCCGACGCGGCGGCGUACCUCCUCGGCGCGCCCCGGGACGCCGCGCGCACCGCGACGGCCGUGAUGCACCUCCUGGGCUUCGCCACCGCCUACGGCGCCUGCGUGUGGGUGACGUUCGUGUCCAGCCACGUGCUGGCGGCGGCGCUGCCGCGGCAGCAGCUCGGCUUGCUGCAGAGCAAGCUGUUCCCGGUGUACUUCCGCGCCAUGGCCUACGGCGUCGGGCUGGCGCUCGCGGCGCACCUGCUGGGGCGCGAGCUCAGGUCCGUCGCGUCGCGCGCGCAGAGCUUCAACCUGCUCGCCGCGCUCGGCCUCGUCGUCGCCAACAUGCUGCUGCUGGAGCCGAAAGCCACCAAAGUGAUGUUUGAGAGGAUGAAAGUGGAGAAGGAAGAAGGCCGGGGACGUGACAUGGUGGACGACAUCGUGGACCCGCCGGUGGUGACCGUGGCCACGCCGGGCGCCGGCACCACGACCACCACCACCGUCCCCACGGCGGCGGCCGCAGCGCGCACAGGCACAGCUCCCGUGGACGGCGCGGGGGCCGGCGGCAAGCAAGCGAAGCCCGCGACGGCAACCGCAGGCGACGCGGAGAUGUCGAAGAGCAGGGCGGUGAGGCUGAGCAGGCGGCUGAAGCAGCUCAACGGCUACUCGUCCCUGUGCAACGUGCUGUCCCUGAUGUCACUCACCUGGCACCUCGUGCACCUGGCGCGCCGCCUGCACGCCGGCACCGCCUGCUAGGUUGAUGAUGUGGAUGGAGCUCAUGGCAGCUGUCGUGCUGGGUCUCUUGUAGGAGUACUUCUUGGUUUCUGACGUGAAUGUGACACGUUGGCUUCAGUUUAGGCUUCAGUUUGUGUUCGGCUAGUGGCUGUUUCAGUUGUCUGGAAAUUAGGGUUAGGGUGUACCUUGGAUGUAUGUACCUAGUUAAAACUUAGAUGUGCAAGUUUAGGCUAGUUUCAUCUAAUGUUAGCCACGCAGGGCGCUGGGCGCGCUUGUCUCUGUUGUAGUGGUGAUGGUGCAAAAGUUUGAUGGGUCAUGUUUUUGCUUCA